Molecule: messenger RNA, 2372 nt
Organism: Melanotaenia boesemani (Boeseman's rainbowfish)
Lineage: Eukaryota; Metazoa; Chordata; Actinopteri; Atheriniformes; Melanotaeniidae
Gene: rabep2
Product: rabaptin, RAB GTPase binding effector protein 2
Exons: 12
Coding region: 204-1646 (480 amino acids)
Biological process (GO): endocytosis
Cellular component (GO): intracellular membrane-bounded organelle
Molecular function (GO): growth factor activity; GTPase activator activity
Source: RefSeq, a predicted model, not a curated record
GGAUCAGGCAUCUGCGAACGGGAAGGAGGUUGACGUGUUUUCCGCAGGCUUGACCGGGGAAAGUUGUUUCCUGAAGUUGACAGCGUACUGAUGGUUUCCACACCAACCCCCCUCUGCUUGCAGAAAAUUGACUGAAAAGAAUUUUUAGGACGUUUCUUAGAUAUAAAAAAAAAAAAAAUCUCACCGGAGCCCUGCGUCCUCUGAUGGAGCUGUCUGACGAGAAGAUGAGCUCCAAGAAUGAAGACACAGUGGUGAGCCUGCAAGCUCAGCUAGCUGAGAGCCGAGCUCAGGUCGAACACUGGCAGGGCGUGGCGACAAUCUGUGAGCUGAGCAAACAGGAGGAACUGGCAGAGCUGCAGAAACAAUGUGAUCAAGAGAUCCAGUCUCUGCAGGAGGCUCUUAGAGAGACAGCAGCACAGUACGAGGCAAGAAUCGCUGUUUUACAGUCUCAGCCUGUGGACUGGAGGAGAACCAGUGGACCAAACGUGAUAAGUAGCAGGAAGGGUAGGGUGGAUGCAGAAAUCCCCACUAAAGAUUCCCUGACAUCGGUCACCAACAGCCCAACAGAGGAUGAAGUGACGUCGUCGACGGACCGGAUUCUAAGCCGACCAGGAGAGCUGGAGGCGGUGGCCGAUGCAGAAGGAGCCCCGCUGUCCACAGAGGGAUAUUUUUCACUACAGAACUGUGACUCGGCCUCAUUGUCCUCUUUCUCCUUGGACACACCCUCCUUGCCCAGAAAACUCCUUGCUCAGGAAGACACAGACUCGCUUGUGUCCACAGGAACUCUGGUGCCUGAAGCCAUUUACCUCCCACCAGCUGGACAUCGGCUGGUCACACACAGUGAGUGGGAUUCACUCAAUGCACAGUUAUCAGAGCUGCGAGGGGAAGUAAGCCGGCUGCUGGCUGAGAAGGAGGAGCUGGAAAAAGAACUGGAAACACAGACCAACCACACACACAAACAGGUAACAAUGCUGCAGUCUCAGGUCCAGGCUUCAGAAGCUCUCCUCCAGGAUUUGCAGAAAUCUUUUAAUCAAUCACAGAAUGCAGUUCAGAGCCGACUGGCAGAACUGUCCCUUUCUCAGCGUAAGAUGUGCAGUGAUCUGUCCAGACUGAAAGGAGAAGAGGUUCAGGAGGAUAUUCCAGACACCAGCUCAGCAUUCCCUGCAACACUGCAUCAGGGGGCACAUUGUGAGGAGCGACUUCGCAUUGAGAUCGUUAACCUGAGGGAGCAGUUGGAGACCCGGACUGAGGAAAAUGAAGUUUUAGAGGUGCAGCUUUCCACUCUGAGUACGGAGACAGAGAAGAUCCAGGCUCAGAAGGACCAGUUGCAGGCUGAGCUGCUGGCCUGCCGCUCUGAACUGGAUGCCCUGCGGGUGGCGCUCAAACACGUGCAGAGUACCAGCAAAACCCUGAGCAAUGAUAAAGCAACUCUGAACCAACAGUAUCUGGAGCUGCGUAGCCAAGUGAUCAGCCUCCGCUCUCAGCUUGACACCAGCCAGGCUGUGCAGAGAGACUUUGUCCAGCUCUCCCAGUCACUGCAGGUGAAGAUGGAGUUGGUUCGACAGGCGGAGAGUCUGGAACAGGUCAGAGAAAUCCUGGAGGAGGGAGCCAGCGAAGCUGCUUCCCAGCCUGCAGACGCCUCGUGAGUUUUAGAAACCGAACAGGAACCGAAGGGCACAGACCAAUAUUAAGCUUUCCGAAAGAGACAAGAGAGAUCGGCUAACCACAUGAAGUGCAGAGACUCUGCUAGAGUAACCGAAGCUGGCGCUGCUACUGCUUGUAUUAUGACACUGGAACUGAACAGAAACAUUAUGAUCUUCUCUGUCUCUCAGAAGAUGGUUUGAAUAGUGAAGGAAACUGUUUCUUAGUGACCAAAGUGUGAUGAACCAUAAAUGCUUUGAUGACAGUGAAGCUUUCUCACACCAUUUCAUAUGAUGUCUAUUUACAUAUUUCUCUGUAGAGCACUACUGCAUACGGAAAGCUGGUCUGUUUGUAAAACUGACGUCACUCCAGCAAAACACUCAACUGUAUCCAACACUUUAUUUUUUUACUGUACUAGCAAUUAACCUGCAAAUAAUCUAUAUUUUUCUGCAUCUUUGUAAAGAAGGACCUCUUAAUGCACUGGAGCAAGGUGCAAUAAUGAUUCAUAAAGUGAUGCAAAAUAGUCUGUUCUAUAAUAUGUUUUGUCAUUUUAGUAAGAUUAUCAUUAACAUUCCUGUCUUUAUGAUAACCAAACAUCCUGUAGAUUUCAUCCUGCAGACAGUGACUGAAUCAGGAAUGGAGAAAACUAGGGAAUGGUGUAUUUGUUGAGAAAUAUAACUAACAUCUUGAUGUUUUGAUUUGUGUAAAUACAGAAAACAAAUCAUUUGUCA